AUGUAUAGUCUUCUUCUAAUCUCCAUGAUCCUUCUGAAAUUCGCAUUUUCGAAUAUUUUUAAUGAUUUGAGUUCGUAUGCGCGAUAUCAAGGUUUGAAAUUUUUCAGAAAAAAAUCGAUAAUUUCUUUUGCAGCUACCUGUGAUAGUCCGGAUCUGAUCAAAUGCGAUGAUUUUUGGCAUAGUCAUGUUGAAUGCUUGAAGGCUGUGACUGGAGAAUUUUGUUGUGUUUGUGUGGAAAAAGGGUCUUCAAUGAGGCAUAAGUCAUAUUAUGAAGUUUAUAAUUGA
This is a messenger RNA of Caenorhabditis angaria, 285 nucleotides long. The record is from the annotation of a GenBank genome assembly. NCBI's taxonomy places the organism in Eukaryota, Metazoa, Nematoda, Chromadorea, Rhabditida, Rhabditidae.